AUGGCACUGCAUCAGUUAGUCCUCCAACAAAUCUCAACUCGAAAUCUCCCUGUUCUUGCGAUUGGGGCUGCUUUUCUCAUAUUUAUCUUUCGGAAGCUAUUCACAAGCAACGUUAAGUCUGAAGCAAAAGGCUGGAAACCGAUAACUCGCUACUGGCAAUGGGACCCCAUAUGGGGUCUUGAUCUAGUAGCGAGUCAAAUCCAUGCCUUACGAUCAAACCAGUUCUUGGCAUGGCUUGCAAAGCUUCAUGCCAGCAUGCCUCACACCAAGACCUUCAGUAUCAAUAUGUUUGGUGUCAAGUGGAUCUACACUUAUGAUCCUGAAGUUUUGAAGGCUGUCUAUGCUACUCACUUCAAGGAGUUUGGUGUUACACCGAUUGGUAAUCUUCGAAGAGGACUGACUCCUUUCGCUGAUAAGGGCGCUAUCACUACUGAUGGUGAAGAUUGGAAGCACAGUCGCUUUCUUAUCCAGCCUUUCUUCGAUCGUCAGGUGUACACAAGCACAGACAGAGUGGCUCGACAUACGAACCAGUUCAUCAAGCUACUACCUGAAAACGGGGAAACUGUCGAUCUCCAACCACUUCUCCAACGAUGGUUCCUGGAUAUCGCCACGGAGUUCAUCUUUGGCGAAUCCACUGAGGCGCUCGUAUAUCCCGAACGCGCCAAGAUUGCCAACACAAUGCUUGACGUGCUUGACGGUGGUCGUCUCCGCGCUCAGCUUAACAGGCUCAUGUUUCUUCGUGAUUGGACUCCCUGGCUGAAGUCAGUCGAAGAGAUCCAUGCCUUCGUUACUCCUCCCAUUCAAGACACCAUCAAGGAGAAGCAUGAGCGUGAAAAGAAGAUCAAAGACGGCAAUCUGGAAGAUGUUGAGGAGCUGCGAUCGCAGAUCUGCUUGAUUCUCGUGGCCAACAUUGACACUACCUCUGUGUUUAUCAGCAACUGCGUUUGGUGGCUUGCUCGCUAUCCUGAUGUUUGGGAUAAGAUUCGGCAGGAAGUCCACGAACUACGUGAUAUUCCCAUGAACUUUUCAGUUCUGCGAAACAUGAAGUAUCUGAACUGCGUCAUGAAUGAGACUCAUCGCAUGAUCCCCAACAACGUGUCUCAACUCCGCGGUGCUUUUGAGGAUGUCGUGAUACCAGUUGGCGGUGGUCCAGAUGGCAAAUCACCAACGCUUAUCCGCAAGGGCGAUCUUGUUCUCAUCAACAAGACUGUCAUGUAUCGUGAUUCUGAGGCUUGGGGUGACGACUCCAACGAGUUCAAGCCAGAGAGGUUUGACGGGUAUCGAGGCUCAUGGGGCUUCCUGCCUUUUGGUGGCGGACCAAGACGAUGCCCGGCUCAGAUGAUGGUUCAGACUGAGGCGGCGUAUAUCCUUGCUCAUCUUGCGAAGACCUUCAAGCGCAUCGAGCCUCGCGACCCAGAGCCGUACGUUCCUGUUAUGAGGAUUGGGCCGUCGAAUAAGACUGGUGUUAAGGUGGCUUUAUACCGAUGA
Messenger RNA from Fusarium subglutinans, 1488 nucleotides. Its product is annotated as cytochrome P450 monooxygenase 52A13. Gene Ontology annotation, molecular function: oxidoreductase activity, acting on paired donors, with incorporation or reduction of molecular oxygen; iron ion binding; monooxygenase activity. The transcript is spliced from 4 exons. The coding region runs from base 1 to 1488 and encodes 495 amino acids. The record is from RefSeq and is a predicted model, not a curated record. NCBI's taxonomy places the organism in Eukaryota, Fungi, Ascomycota, Sordariomycetes, Hypocreales, Nectriaceae.